Molecule: messenger RNA, 804 nt
Organism: Tetrahymena thermophila SB210
Lineage: Eukaryota; Ciliophora; Oligohymenophorea; Hymenostomatida; Tetrahymenidae
Exons: 1
Source: RefSeq, a predicted model, not a curated record
AAACGAGACCUUCAAAAAAGAUAUAAUACAAAUAAAAAAUCUAAAUUGAAAUAUUAAUAAAUAAAUCAAUCAAUCAAUCAAUAAAAAACAAAUUCCGAAAUGGGAUAAUCCAAUUCUAAUGAGAUUUUAAACAACCACUUUUCUCUUAACUAAUAAUCUUAAUCAUCUAAUAUAAUCAUGGAUUCUGAGUCCUUGAUAGAAGAGAGCAGAAAAUUGGUGAUUAAAAUUAACGAAACCUUUGAAAAAAUUUCCUCUUCAAGAUAAUAAGUAUUCCAUGCUUUGGGAAUUUCUUAGGUUGGUUUCGGCAGGAAGUAUAAAUAACUGUGGUCAAUAGAUGACGAUUUAAGCAUUUUUAAAUAAUAAUUGUAAAAUUUAGAUAUUAUCGUCCCCUUAGAAAAUAUAUUAUCCAUAAACUAAUAUUGCUUUGAGCUUUCGAUGAUUAAAAUUGGCAUUGUUUCUCAACUUUGCUAAAUAAAUCGCUUAAUGGAUUAAAUCUAAGCACACUUAAAAUAAAAUAAACCAGAAAAAAACAAAAAAAUCUAAUUAAAAAACUCCAUUAAGGUUUUAAAUUCAAAUAUCGUAAGGCUUGAAGAACUUUUAUCGAAUAGAUUUGUUUGUUAACUUAACAAUUAAGAUUUCUUAAACUGUGUCCACUCAAUCUAGUUCAAAAAUUCUUUAAAAAAAAUAGACGAUAAUAUCAGUUUGAGAAACCAAUCACCUUAAACAAUCAUUGAUAACACAGACCUUUCUAUUCUCUCAACUAAUUAAUCUUUUGAUGACAUUUUCUUGGAAUAAAUAAUAUGA